Molecule: messenger RNA, 3663 nt
Organism: Jatropha curcas
Lineage: Eukaryota; Viridiplantae; Streptophyta; Magnoliopsida; Malpighiales; Euphorbiaceae
Product: Ring/U-Box superfamily protein
Source: RefSeq, a predicted model, not a curated record
UCUCUCUCUCUCUCUCUCUCUCUCAAAGACUCUGUUUUUUUCUCUCUCUUCAGGUUCUCUCUUUCUUCGCUUCUCUCUCUAUUGCUAGGGUUUCGUUUCCUUUACUUCUUCGAAAUCAACAAGAGCAGAGCUUCUCUGAUAAUGGAAAAUGUGAGGUAUGAAGUUUCUGUUUCUCAACUUUUCCUGAAUUUUCUCAGUGACCAAACAGAGUCUAGAGGGUUUGGGAAUUGAAUAGGUUGAAAUAAUUUUUCUUGGACUCACCUGAGUGGAUGAGGCAGAUGCAUCUGCAUUCCACAUGAUCGGGACCAUCUCGUUUCAAUUCAGUUACUUUUGUUUUUGUUACUGUUCCUUGGUACCAAACAGAGGAUUUAGGAACUGAAUGAGCCUGUGGCUGUGUAGGGCUGUCGAGAUUUGAGGUUUUGGAUUUAACUUUAUGAGGUUUUUUUAUAAAGGAAGCAAAGUACUUCUAUGAUGAGUUUUAUUGUGAUGAAUUGAGCAGUUUAUGCUGGUUCCCUUUGAUGUUCAUGUUCUACUGCCUAGGCUUCACUGAAGAUUGAUGAGGAUGAUGUUGAGGAUUUAGAGGGCUGUUGACUUCAUGUGGAAAAAUAAUUAAUGCAGUGAUCUAACUUGUGAACAGUUAUCUGUGUAUUAAUUGUAAAUAGACAAGUUUUUCAUGCAUCCUAAGCAGAUGGGCUGAGAGUGUUUGAUUGUUAGUUUGGAAUUUUGACUAAUGGCUAUUGCUGGUCUACACAAUGUUUCUGUACUUGAUUCCUCGUUCCUCAGGGAACCUCAAUCAGAAGCCGUGAGUACCCGAGGUGAUGAUGGGAGCACUAGCACGCGGGCAUCGUCACUCUUGCAAAUGUGGCGGGAGCUCGAGGAUGAACAUGUUGUGGGUCAUGCUCGAGGGAGGAUUGGCAGGAGACUUCUCCAACAUAGAAGUGAUGGACUGAGUUCUGACCUUUCAAGGGUGGAGUUAUCUGACAGCCAUGGUAGUGAACAUAGUUGCAUUUCAGAGGAUGUCAGUGUGGGCGAGAAUGACUUUGGACAAUGGUCUCCUGGUCCAAUUGGAUCCGAGAAUGGGCAAGAAGAUUCUUCUGAUAUGGGGGAGAUUGAAAGGGAAAGAGUAAGACAGAUUUUUCGGGAAUGGAUGAACUGUGCUGCGAGGGAAUGUGGAUCUAAUAUUUCGAGGAGGAACAAUAGUUCUAGAGCAGAAUGGUUGGGUGAAACUGAGCAGGAGAGAGUAAGAGUUAUAAGGGAGUCGGUACAAAUGAACAGCCGGCAGAGAGGUACUUGUGCUGACCGCAGAGAAGAGCAUGGUGCUGAGAUUGCAGGUCAAAUAGAACAAGUUCUUGAUGGAUCGGUUGUUAACCUCAAUGAAGGGCGAGCUGAGCAUACUCGGAGGGGAAUUCGUCGUUUAUGUGGCAGACAGGCUCUACUUGAUAUGCUUAAGAAGUCUGAGAUAGAGAGGCAACGAGAGCUUCAAGGUCUGUUGGAGCAUCGGGCUGUAUCACAAUUUGCUCAUCGGAUCCGCAUUCAGUCAUUGCUUAGAGGUAGGUUCUUGCGAAAUGACAGAAUAAUUGAAGACGAUAGAUCCAUGUCCACAGCUGCAAGUGAGUUAGGCUUACUGAGGCUAAGACACACGGUAUCCGACCUUAGGGAAGGGUUUUCCUCCAGAUUGGACCAUUCUAUUUGUGGUCAAGCAAGCAGCAGCACCUUUGAUACCGCAUCUAAUACCGACAUUAAUUCUAACGGAAGCGAACAAACCCAAGAAAAUAAUUCGCAACUGGUCAUAUGUGAAUUUCACGAACAAAUUGAGUCAAAUGUAGAGGAAAGUAAUAACCGUGGUUUGUUGGGUUGUAGAAAUGAUAUAAGAAGUAACAUUGUUGAAGAUAGAAGUCCACAGGAGCCUACGUCUGGUACAGAAGAGGCUGCAGGACAAGCUCCAGAGACUGAGAUAAGAGAAAGGCAGCAGCUUGUGAAUUUUGAAUCUGUUGAUAGUAGAUAUGCUAGUGGAGAAGAUGUGAGUGGAAACCAGAGAGAAGGUAACAAUGAAAGUGUUGCUGGAGAGCCUAUCCCUCUGUUACCAACCAAUGAAGUAUUUUCUCAACAAACAGACCCAGAUGAUAGUGAAAUUUCUGGCCCUAUGCUAUCCAAUCAUUUGGGUGAUUUGGAAGGCAAUGUUGAAGAUGUCAAUCAAAUUGAAUCUGCUGCACAAGUAGACCAGUGGCAGAGUCAGGUUUUGGAAAGUGAGGCUAGAGGCUUCUUUGGAGAUGGUUUUGGAUCUAAUGAACAGAGUGGUGGAAUUCAAGAUAAUAUAGAUGGACCUCAACAUGAAACCAUUGCUAGUGAGUGGCUGGAAAAUGACGAAAGAGAAGAAGAAACCUCUGAAGUGUGGCAUGAAGAUGGUGGUUUUCAAGAGGCUGUGCAAAGUUGGUUACAAGAGCCUUCUGAACAGGAAGCUGUUCCUGUUGCAAGGAUAGAUCCUUUUUAUUACCCUGAAGAUGAUAAUGUGUACAGUAUGGAACUCAGGGAACUGCUAAGUAGGCGAAGUGUAUCUACUCUUCUUCGUAGUGGUUUCCGGGAGAGUCUUGACCAAUUGAUACAAUCAUACGUCGAAAGGCAAAGCCAUGUUCCCCUUGAUUGGGAGCUGCAAGAAACUGAUCCUACUUCUGCAUCAGUAGAUCAAGAUGUGGAGCAGCAGAAUAGGGACCAGAACGAGGGUCUGGGAGAACCAGUCCAGAGUCCUCCAAUUACUCUGCCUUCCUCAUCACUCCCCCCUGUACAGCAGCUCUGGGACCAAGAUACGCGAAAUUUUACUUGGCCACAACAUGACGUGCAUCAGCGCUUUGGAAUUGAGUGGGAUAUCAUUAACGAUUUGAGGAUUGACAUGGCUAGAUUACAACAAAGGAUGAACAAUAUGCAGAGGAUGCUGGAAGCCUGUAUGGACAUGCAACUUGAGCUGCAGAGGUCAAUAAGACAAGAAGUUUCUGCUGCCCUGAAUCGCGCAGCUGGUUCAUCUGAGAUGUGUGACAAUGGUUUGCCGGAGGAUAGAGCUAAAUGGGAUCAUGUAAGGAAAGGAAUAUGCAGUAUAUGCUGCAGUAGCAAUAUAGAUUCGUUGCUGUACAGAUGUGGGCACAUGUGCACAUGUUCAAAAUGUGCAAAUGAGUUGGUUCAGAAAGGUGAAAAGUGUCCAAUGUGCAGGGCACCCGUAAUUGAGGUGAUCCGCGCAUACUCCAUUUUAUAAUUUUGAAGUUCGAAAAGAAAAAACUCAAGGAUCAGAAAAUAGAAAGAAAUGAUAAUUGGAUUAACAAAGACAUACCCCGAUCGCCCCAGGUAUUUAUUAUUUCCUGGGUUCCUGAUGCCGUGAUUUUAGUUGUGUUGAUUGUAUGGUUGACUGAAAAAAUACUGGCUUUCUUUAAUUAAUCAUUUUGAUGUGAAUAAAGAUAUUGAGUGGAGGAUCAUACUAGAGUUUUUGAAGGCAACCUUUUCCCCCUUUGUACAAAGGUUAUGACAUAUGACUCAUAUCCUGAACCCCUGAGAAAUCCCCAGUUCAAGUGGGGUUAUAUAGCAACUCCCUUUUACACACCCCUGUAAAGGAUAUUUUAGUACAACUUGCUUUAACUUGUUGGUUGAUCUGAUAUCAUUUUAUCUUUUGAAAUUGUA